CGAAAUGUUUAAAAAUUAUCGAUCUACUCUGAACGAAUUGCAUCGACUCGAACGGGAUCGCGUGAUUUCCCGCUUAUACACGUUACGUUACGCGCACGCGCAGGUAUCGAACAGAUUCAAAAUUGAUAUCGAACUACGAGGUUUGCGGAAAGAGGAAAGCGUGCGGCAUAGGUGGAGGUCAAGUUUUCAUCACACGCAACGAUAGGCAGGGUAGCUUUUCAGGAAUCGUCGACGCAGGCGCAUAUCUGGCCGUGGUCCAAAUAAUACCUCUGUCGGCGACACCAGCAGUUAUAAUAGUAGUAGAAUUCGGAUCGUCAUUGCUACCGGAUACCCAAUCGACGUCACCGUUAGUAAUCACCAGUUUCGUUUCGAUUAGCUCGGUUAUUUUCAAUUGAAAUCUUACUUAAACGUCGAACGUCCGCGUAUCGAACUAGCAUAUGCUUCUAGAUGUUUAUUUUAAAUUGUUUUGCUCGCAAAUCUCGCCAGAAACACUUUUCAUCUCGCAUCGCACCUAAACGGUACGACACAUUACAUUUUCCGUUUCCUAAUCGAUAGACGCGCGAUCGUCGAUUGCAGCGCUUGGUGUGGAACAAGUGGCAGUACAGUACCCUCGUCACUGUUCGUCACCGAUCGUCACUACUCGUCACUACUCGUCACGGUGCAUUAUUCGUCGCGGUAGCCACGGGCAAGAUGUGCUGCUACAUCAUGGUGCACGUCUUGUUUUCUGGAACGAAUGGUGCCCGUGCUUAAAGCAGUGAUUAUGGCGCGGUUCGGCCGGGCCAACGCAAGAGGACAGACGUAGGCACGGAUGAAGCGCAAGAAGGGUAACGAGGACGAGGAGGAGGAGGAAGACGAAGAAGGAAGACGACGAAGAAGACCGCGAAGAAGCAGACGAUAGCUAUCGAAAGAGUAGAACGAAGGGGGGUGCCGGCGUAGAAAAGCGCAAGUUCCGGUUGGUUGGAUUACCCUUGAUGCUGAACAAAAAGAGGUUCGAGGACGUGUCAACACUGGCGGACGGGGAACGCAAUGGAAGCGCCGUGGUCACGGGCCCGGCGCUGUCGUCAUCGUCGUCGUGCACGGUGCCCUACAUCGCGACUGACCAGGGCUUCGUGUUCGAGGGUGGCGGCCCGACGACGUUGCAGCGGGCCGGUGCAGCUGGUGCAUCCGUCGCCAGCUGCACCGGUAGCGGAGGAGGAGUGGGAGUAGGAGGUCUCGGAGUCGGUAUCGGUUCCGGAAGCCUGGCGGGAGUGAUAGGGCCAGGGAUCAUAAUGGGCGGUGGACUGACGGGAGGAGGAAUCGCCGUUGUCGGUGGAGGAAGAAGUGGCGGAGGAGGCGGUGGAAUGAACAAGGAGGUACGUUACGCCCCGUUCUCGUCGUCCGUGGGGCCCGCAGGUACCGUGGCGCCUGUGAACCUGCCGCCGCCGCCUUUGCCGCCGCCUCUGCCGCCGCCGUUACCGCCGCCGCCGCCACCGCCGCCGCCCCUGCCGCUGCAGAUGCAACAGCAGCGUGCGUUCUCGAGGUCGAUGACGUCCCUACCGCCCGAACCGUUCAUGAUCAUGAGAUCGAAGGCCCUAAAUCGUCGGGUCUCGAUAAACGUCGGCGGCGUGAAACACGAGGUGCUCUGGCGUACCUUAGAAAGGCUGCCCCACACGCGUCUAGGCCGUCUGAAAGACUGCAACACCCACGAGGCGAUCACCGAGCUAUGCGACGACUACUCGCUGAUCGACAACGAGUACUUCUUCGAUCGUCACCCAAAGUCCUUCAGCUCGAUACUGAAUUUCUAUCGUACCGGUAAACUCCAUCUGGUUGACGAGAUGUGCGUGCUGGCGUUCAGCGACGACCUAGAGUAUUGGGGCGUCGACGAGCUCUACCUCGAGAGCUGUUGCCAGCACAAGUACCAUCAGAGAAAGGAGCACGUGCACGAGGAGAUGCGGAAGGAGGCGGAGUCUCUCAGGCAAAGGGAGGAGGAGGAGUUCGGCGAUGGACAGUGCGCGCAAUAUCAGAAGUGGCUCUGGGAUCUGCUGGAGAAGCCGACCACCUCCAUCGCCGCACGGGUGAUAGCUGUGAUAUCAAUACUCUUUAUUGUGCUUUCGACGAUCGCACUAACUCUCAACACCAUUCCUAGUAUGCAAGUGAAUGAUGAGAAGGGGAACUUUCAAGACAAUCCGCAGCUCGCUAUGGUGGAGGCUGUGUGCAUCACGUGGUUCACCCUCGAGUACAUGCUUAGGUUCAGUGCCUCGCCGGACAAAUGGAAGUUCUUCAAAGGCGGUCUAAACGUGAUCGAUCUGUUCGCGAUACUGCCGUAUUACGUGUCUCUGUUCCUGCUCGAGACGAACAAGAACGCUACCGACCAGUUCCAGGACGUGCGCAGGGUAGUGCAAAUCUUUCGUAUUAUGCGAAUCCUGAGGAUCUUGAAGCUGGCUCGCCACUCUACCGGGCUCCAGAGCCUCGGCUUCACGCUACGUAAUUCGUACAAGGAGCUGGGACUGCUGAUGCUCUUCCUGGCGAUGGGCGUCCUCAUAUUCUCGAGCCUCGCCUAUUUCGCCGAGAAGGAGGAGCCCGGGACCAAAUUCGUAAGCAUUCCAGAAACCUUCUGGUGGGCGGGCAUCACGAUGACCACCGUCGGAUACGGCGACAUCUACCCCACGACCCCGCUCGGCAAGGUGAUCGGCAGUGUGUGUUGUAUAUGUGGUGUCCUGGUAAUCGCGUUGCCCAUUCCCAUUAUCGUUAACAACUUCGCUGAGUUCUACAAGAAUCAGAUGAGACGGGAGAAGGCCCUAAAGAGGCGGGAGGCCCUAGAGAGGGCCAAAAGGGAGGGCAGCAUCGUGUCCUUUCAUCACAUCAAUCUGAGGGACGCCUUUGCCAAGAGCAUGGACCUCAUCGAUGUCAUCGUCGACACCGGUCACAAUAUGUCCGGCGUGGAUGGUAACAGCACCGAGGGAGAGUCCGCGUGCGGACGCGGUCCCGCCCAGACCGGGCCAGGCUGUUAUCGUAACUAUGAGCAUUACAGUCUCUCACGACAUCGUCGCAGCGCCUCGUCCUGCUUCCCAAAUUUGCCUAACGACCUACCGAACACCCCGGAUAGCCCGAACCGUCGUCUAUUGGACUUUGCGCAGAGCGUCCCUGGAACCCAAAACGACGAUUACUUUCACGACGACGUGCCGGCCCAGCACGUGAACCAAGGCAAUACCACACCUAGCGAUGAAGAGAAAAAAGACAGCAGAAAAUUCGAGAAAAAUGAUGAAAUACCUAGCGAAUUCGAGUGUUGCUUUUGUACUACGAAGGAGUACAAAGACUUCAGAGACGCGGAAAAUAUAAUGCCGCUGGCGACCAGCGACUUUCGUAACCCCAUCUGCCAGGAAAUGAGAUCGCUAAGAUCGGGGAUGUCGUUGGAGCAACCGAUCCAGUCGAUGUUCACCGAGACGAAGACGUCUCCUGUCCAAGCGUUGGAGAACAUCGGUUACGGGAGGCCGUACAACGAGCAAGGAAGCGUGGACAGCUCCGACACGUAUGCCAGCUGUCAGACGCAUCCGUCACAAUCGCAGGUUUCUUCUGCUGGCCAUACGGCGGAUAACAAUAAGGGCGACCUCACCGAGGAGCCGGACACUAAUAAUCUCUACGUGAACCCCCUGGAGGCUGCCGAGAAGUGCGGAAACAGGGUAAAGAAAUCCGUUUCCGGCGAGGUCGGUCACAACGUUAGCGACGCGUCGCCCAGCGUCGAGUCGCUGAAGGACGUCAGACCGUCGAACGAGGGUAGCAAAGUUAUCCUGAACGACACGGUGCCCAAGCACAGGAAAAUUCGUAUCCAGCAGAGCGUGAGACUACGCACGCAAUUUAUCAGCGACCAGGAGUGCCUGGGGGGUCGUGGUGUCACAAAAGAGGACACCACGGAGAACAAUAAUUACUACAGUGGACUCCGCGGGGGCAGACCAUUCGCGACGACCAAUAGCAGCCUAGCGUCGGCCACCAGAAUUCUCAAUCAUCAUCUGUUUGGGUCCAGUUGUGGGCCCAGGCACUAUACAGGAACGAGCACGGAGAGCAAGCUUUCCCUGUCCGCCGAUUCCAUAGACAGCGAGGGUGUGCCUUUCAUAGACAGACACCGUGUCUCGAAGUCGAUACUGAAGAAAUCGGAGAGCAGCAAUAAUUAUUACAGCAACGCGGGCGAUUCGGACACGGAGAAGCUGAUCACCGACAACGCAUCCACGAUAAGCAUGUGCGAUAACGAGACGAGCACGUGCAGCAUGAAGCAGCCGGUUUCGCCGUUGCUCUCUAGACAGGUCCUCGAGUCGAUCUUCCGUACGAACAAUAACGUCGAGAGGGAGGACGAGGUGGAUCAGACCGAGGAAAAGAACAGCCUAUCCAAGAUGAGCAGGUCGAUAUUCGACAACGUGCUCGAAGAAGAGAGCCACACGCAGGACGAGACAACGCCAGAGAACAAAAACAAAGAAGAACGGAAGAGGUCGAAGUCGAAGAUGGAGGGAUCGUCAAAGGACAGCCAAACGAUGCUGAUAUGCUCGUUACGGCCGUACAAAGUGAAAAAAUUGGCCAUCGAGGAGAAACGAAAGUCAAAGACGAACAGUCACGGUUACAAAGGCACAGACGCGAAUUGUCUUCCUCAGGAACAUCGUUUCUCGUCGUAGCGUAACCCAUCCCCGUCUAGCAUCCACUCUCUGUGCCGCAUACGUAGAUACACAAUUGCAUCGAUUCGCGAUCACCGUAUGAAUAACGUUUCUCGUUUCGAAACACCAUUAGUCUUCGCCAGUGUCGUUUUAACGUACGACCGUGCUGCAACGUUGAACGAGUUGGCGGCGGUAGCAGUCGCUAAAAUUUCUCAUCCGCACCCAGACUACUAUACCCACGUUUAUUUGGAUCCCUCGAAUCUUUUUCGUUUCGAUCUUCGAUAUCUAAACGAUGUAAAUUUAACAAGGACUAUCGCGACGAUGUUAAAACGGUCCUGAUCUCUGCACGUCUUCGCAGGGCCGUGGAUCUCUGUUCGGAUGUGUGAGAAUCUCUGAUAGGAUGCAGCAAUGACGCUAGCAAUGUUAUCGCCUCUCGUGUAAAUACCGCAAAACGAUCAAGAACAAACGAACAAGAAACGCGUAUAAUUUUUAAGAAGAGCGACGAUACGUUGAACGAAUGAACUCUGCGGUCGAAACCUGGGAUAUAUUCUUUACGCGAGCGUUAUCUUUCAUGGGAGAAACGUUCCAAAGACAUACACGACCUUUUGAGAACGAGGAUUGCAGGAUCCACUCAUCGAAAAUCACGGAUAUCUACGCUAUACCUAGGUCGCUAACUAUAGUUAUUAGUUAUAUUAUAUUAUAUAUAUUAUAUAUAAAUUCUAUAGAAUUUUCUCGCGCACGCGUCAAACAGGUUCUCUAACCUUUCAUACUUUGUUUGCGUUCGGGUUUUAAUUCUUUUCAAGAUUCAUUUAUAAGAAAUUACAUCACUACGGUUGAGUGGUCAAGUCACGGAUAUCUAUUAUACAUAAUACAGAUAACUGCGGGUCGAAUUCAAGGAACAGGACGUUCGUUUGAAAACAGUCCAAUAUACUUAAAAAGAAUAUGGAAUAUAUCGUAAAAGCACAAAACACGCGUCCAAGGAUCAGUUUCGCGGCCAUGUACCGAUGCUCCAGCGAUCUAGAUAUAGUAUUCGAUAUCCGUGCUGAAAAUCCUUCCCACGACGUCCAUCCACGUGCGCGAUAGGGAACGUCGACAUAUCUUCCAGCUUGGCCAGAAAUAAUUCUGGCACGGCUACCGUCACUACGGAGAUACGACCGCGAGGAGUUCGAAUAAUUAGAGACUAAUCCGUGUAAGAAUAUAUAAACGCGAAGAAAUAACAUAUUUUCAAGAAGAUGCACCCGUGAUUCCGAAGCGCGAUAUACAAAUUAGAAAGUAUAAAUUACUCGUUAAAAUUAGCGUUGAAGAGGAACAAAUCGAAGUAGAACGAUAUCGAAUAGUAUCGAAUACUAUUCGGGUGAACGACGAUCGGUUAACGGAAGUGACGAGUAAAGCGAUCGGAGAACAAGCGACACGAACAAUACAAACGGUAACGUUAAGGAUAACAAUAAUAAUAGGAGCAAAUAAAUCUUUAGGCAAUACGUGCUUUUACUCAUCGUUCGCUCAGAGAGGGAGAGAGAGAGAGAGAGAGAGAGAGAGAGAGAGAGAGAGAGAGAGAGAGAAAGUGAAACGUUUCGCAAGGUAAAACUUUAAUCUAGUCCCACGGCCCUGUUACACUUCCUUCCCCUUUCCUCCCAUCGCCUAAACCUCGUUGAUCUAGAAUAAGCUUUGCGUGUGCAUUAAAUGGCAUAGCAAAUGCAAUCACGCGAUCAGUCUGUAAGUAAUCGAGGGAUCGUCGUCGUUCCGCGGGAAACUAAUCGCUCUGAAAACUUCGCAUCGGACGUCCCUCGAUGCGACACGAGUGUUCGUUUUAUCUGCUGAGUGUCUUACGUACAAUUAGACGAUAUCGUUGUAAUAGAAGGCAUUAGAUAGGUCCAGGCAGGAUCAGAUUCGUCGCGAUCGACGAACAUACGUGGCCUGAAGAAACGUGAACAACUCUAGUAUCUUUCAUUCGUUGUUCGACUAUCUUUUUAUUUGAGUAACAAUUUAUCCUGCCUUUCAUUAGUCCAAUAAAACUAAUCGAACCAGUACGAUUCGUUACGUAUCGUGCACGUAUUCUAAUCACGUUUCUCCACGCCUAAUCGUACUUCGCAACCGAAACGUCGCAGUGGAACAGUCGUCGGAAGAACCAGAACCGCUUACGUGCCCACGACCGUUCGGUUAAAUUCGGUCGUUCGUAAUAAAUAUACACGAUAUUAAGAGUUAACGAAGUGUUCUUCGCGCAUGUCGUAGAUGUCGAAUUAAAAAGUGAGGACGCGUUACACAUGCUCACGUAGAGAGUAGUAGAGCGCAAAUGUCGUCUAUGUUUACAUCCAGGUACCGAUUUCUAGCCGCGGCAACGGAUAUCGUUUCUUCCAAUGUAUGUUCGAGCCGCUGUUUUAUUAACACGUUGCAAAGUGUCAACGAUUAAUAUGCAGGGUGUCCCGACAACGGUGGGCGCACCACGCGUAUUAUUCGAAUUGUCUUCGCCGAAAGAAAGAGUUUAUUGGGAGAUUUUAAUACGCAUACUUACGACGUAGUAUGAUUUUACAAUUGCGUGCUCAAAAAUUCGGUCGCUCCUUUUUUGCUCCGAAUGGUGAUCGUUGUUUUCCUUUUAUUUCCUCUUCUUUUCUGUCCUUUUCUUCUCCUUCUUCCUUGACGAACGUUUAAUUUUUCAUCGAGGAGAAACGAACUGUCCGACUCUAUCUCGAGUCCUCGCUGUAACUUGAUCGCACGCGACACAGACGUUUUCUCCUACGUUUCUUUUUAGACGAAUCAUCGGUAAAAUACAUAUCUCUAAUGGCAUUUCUAUUCAUUGUUAUCGUAAAUGUAGGAAAAACGAAUAACUGUACAGUUGCACGUUAAUGAAAAACGAAGAAGAAGAAAAAAAUGGUUAAUAUUCCCCCGUGGACGCGUCCACUUGGGGAUCAUUGUUAUGCUGGUGGUCUAAUGUUCACGACUCGAGUAUUUUUUAAUAUAUUUAUAAUUGUUUUCGACGUGUAUACGAAUGGAGAGGGGAGGGCCAUUCUGAACAUUGAUAACGUCCUUUCAAACGGAUGUACUUUUUACUCGGUGUUGUUUACUUCGAUUAUUUUAUUCGAGCUUUGAACUUACAAUAAUUUUGGAUGUACUAUACAACUGUUUUUAAUCGAACGCAUUCACCAUUUAAACAUUAGAUUUUGUCCGUUUAAUUUAAACGGAUUCGUAUUUUUUAAUUCAAACUUGCCAUACAGACUGAAGCAAUGUAUAAAGGUUACUCGAAGCACGUAACGCGAUAGAGUUUGAUAAUAAUUUUACUAUUUUUAAUUAAUAGUAUAUUAAUGUCUGUAUAACUUGUCUUUCAAGGAGAAAGUCUUUUCUUACUCUUUAAGUACAGCAGAUAUAAAAGUGAUAAAUACGCUAUAAGUACAAGACAAUGUUGUUGCUCAAACUUUUUACUUUCCAGCUUCUUUUUACAAUGUUUCCACUACUGUUAACAAUUCAAUAUCGUUCUUCGCACACUCACAGUUUGAGAAAGAUUGCUCUCUUCGUUUAAAGAGAAAGUGGAAACUGUACAUAUAUAUCGCAAAUGUAUAUUUAGUCUCGUGUACAUCUUCAAUGCGUACAAAAAUGCUAGACAAGCUACCUGUCGUCCUAUCGUUUCGUCGUUGAAAUAUUCAGAAUGGUCCCCGAACACGUGAGACACAUUGAUUGUUUCAUAUUGUUAACGUAUUAUAUUUAUUAAACGCGAGAAACACGCGUAUGUAAUCGUGCACGACACUCGACUUCUCACUUCUCUAAGCGUUUUAUCAUUUCCACGUACCUGUUAUUCAAAGUUGGAUCUCGAUACCUCGUAAUCGCUUGGAGUUUCUGGAGUAAAUCAAUGUCUUCUGUGAAUUAACAUAGCUGGAAGUAGAAAGUUCCUAGAAGAAGAAAAACAAAAAAAAAAAAAAAAGAAAAAGAAAAAAGAAGUGUACAGAGCGUGAUUUAUUAUUUAUUAUCGUAAUUGUAUAAUUAGCGCACACUUAGCAGUGAUAUAGUACAAACAAGAGGGCCCGCGACGUAGAUUUACGUAUGGCAUCGAACGAGCCAGUGAGAUUGCAAGGGUAUAGCGAUGAAGAAACUUGAACGGUUGGACGGAUCGUCUCGUCAGAAAGGCACGAUGAAGAAAAGACAUAUAUAUAUAUAUAUGUAUUAGGGUGGUCCUUAUUUCAAUGAUUUCUGAAAUUUGUGUCACGCAACCCCUGAAUACCUUGCAAAUACAUAAGAUAAGAUAGACGUAACUGAUUGAUCAAAUUUCAUGUAUUUUCCAUUAAAAAUUUUCGAUAAUUUGGGGAACGUGUUAACGUUACAAUCGAGAGGUCAAAUUUUGCAGGAAUUUUGUUGUGUGUAUUUGCAAUGUAUUUAAGGAUUGUGUAAACGACAAUUAACCGACAAAAAGAACUCUUACAAAUAAAGCGCGCGAAAUCAUCUUUUUAUCUAAUUCAUUGUUUUUAAUCGAACGUCGAGAAGAGCCAUAAAAAAAUUCGAACGUCAUUAAAUUCGCCGUUCCUUCGCAUCUUUGCGUUUCACGAAGGAACACACGCGCCCUUUGGACAAUGAUUUUUAUCGUCUACGCCUUCGAAAUUGACACUAUCCGAAACGAACAGACGCGAUUGUUCGACACACCCAAUAAAUUUCUCGAUAACCAAACGCCAGUCGUUAGAAAAGAUUCUUUGUCACGAUAUCGAAUAUUCAAGCGCUUAAUCAGAUUUAGUCGAAUCGAUCUCUCGCGUAUGUACAAUUUUAUUUUCGAAUUUCUAAGGCCUAGAAUCGUAGCUAUAAGACAAGGUAGCAUGCGUAAGCGAAUAAAGUUGUAAUUUGCCAGUUUUUGUUCCUUA
Molecule: messenger RNA, 9454 nt
Organism: Hylaeus anthracinus
Lineage: Eukaryota; Metazoa; Arthropoda; Insecta; Hymenoptera; Colletidae
Gene: Shab
Product: potassium voltage-gated channel protein Shab
Exons: 11
Coding region: 972-4640 (1222 amino acids)
Biological process (GO): potassium ion transmembrane transport; protein homooligomerization
Cellular component (GO): membrane; voltage-gated potassium channel complex
Molecular function (GO): delayed rectifier potassium channel activity; protein binding
Source: RefSeq, a predicted model, not a curated record